Aspergillus pseudotamarii is the source of this 1050-nucleotide messenger RNA. RefSeq lists its product as uncharacterized. Bases 1 to 1050 code for a protein of 349 amino acids. The record is from RefSeq and is a predicted model, not a curated record. Lineage: Eukaryota; Fungi; Ascomycota; Eurotiomycetes; Eurotiales; Aspergillaceae. The transcript has a single exon.
AUGAAACAUUUCGAGGCAUGGUACCCACAACUGGGCUCCCGCCUCAAUGCUAUUAUGCUGCGCAACUGCGGUGAGCAGCUCGAAUACUACCGGAAUGACUCUACCACGUACAACUCUUGUGUGAGCUGCCAAGCGGAAACAGUAGAGGCUUGCCUAGAAAAUGCCCCGGAGUGGAUGAAGGCCAGCAUGUCGGUCGGUGUUGGCUGUCGAACAGAAGCGGUGGAAACAUGUAUCCUUGAAAAUGCUCCAGAAUGGAUCAAGUCGAAUAUGGCUGCUGCCGGCGUCCUGUUAGGCCUGCUUCCAACAAUCCUCAGUCUCGCAGGUUCAAGCACAGUCGAAACUGGUUUGUUAGCGCAACGUCGACCAUUUCUUGCUUUGCUGCUGGCGGCAGGUGCCCCAGCAGUUUCACCAAUUCGGACGUUCGAGUACCGGGACCCCUUACAACUACUUUGCGGUAGUUCGAACUCUAUUCAACUCUUACCGGCUCUACAGAACUGGGGAAUAUGGCGAUUUGCGAUUAUCCCUAUUCAAUACUUGCUGGCGAUGGGUGCGGUCGCUAAUGUCGCGCACACAAGUUGGCAACUCGGUAUUCAAACGCUGUGUAGCUUCUCGACGGAAACAACCUUUCAUCCGUUACUUUGGACUUUUAGCGCCCUUAUCCUAGAUAUACUGGGUACUAUAGGUGUGAAGCUUCGCAUUCGUUUUGACGAGCCCUCAGACGACCCUCCUAUUACUCGCCUAGGAAAAUCCCGGAGAAUAGUUGGCCAGGAGUUCCGCCUGAGCGCCGACCAGGGCAAGGCAAGUGUCACGUUCAAACGACAGUCCUACGCAUUCACCUGUACUUCUUGGUGCACUUCCACAGGCACUAUUCUGCAUCUUAUCUAUGGCACCCUUACCUUUUCGAGUAUUGUAUUUAUAAGCACACAAGAUGCGCUGGGGGUCGUUGCUCGUUACUUAGCUUCCACUAUUAUCUGCAGGAUUAUUCUCAUGUUCGAGAUUCACGGAAUGAGAACGGCAAUGCAGGGAGAAGCUGGUGGGGUUAAAUCGUAG